Molecule: messenger RNA, 648 nt
Organism: Necator americanus (New World hookworm)
Lineage: Eukaryota; Metazoa; Nematoda; Chromadorea; Rhabditida; Ancylostomatidae
Exons: 3
Coding region: 1-648 (215 amino acids)
Source: RefSeq, a predicted model, not a curated record
AUGUUUAUCUUGCGAUUCUCAUGGGUUUCACUGUUUUUCCAGAUUUUCGAUUGGAAAAAGAUGAAGACCCCUCACAAUGGUUUACCGCCCCAUAGUGGCGUGAAGGUGACUCUAGGCGUCGAUCUGCGAUGUACAGCGUGGGUUGGGCGACGACCUGUGGUGAAAGCUAAGCUCGCCGUGGCAUGGCUGCUUAGUUUGGGGAAACGUUUCUUUGCCACUCCAGCAUAUUCACUGCCUCAGUACCCUGCACAGUGGGCUCUGCCGUCUCAGACGUCGGACGGUGACACACGCACGAAUCGCCAUGGUGGCUGUCUCAGACCGAGAACAGUGUCCACAGACGCUGACCUGCAUGCCCUUCUCGGAGCUGCAGAGGGUAUCAAAUUUUACGUGAUUGUUCUGCAGGAGGCCAAGUGCAGAAGGAGCGACGUACGACAGAUGAAUGACGGUACACUCGUCAUUCGUAGGGAGAAGGUUCCGUCGCGAAAUAUAGGCGGUGUUAGUUUUGCUGUGCACCCAUCUGUCGUCCAUCUUGUCGAUUCUCAUGAGAUCCUGCCACCUCAUCUGGCCAUUCUUCGCCUCCACCCUCUGCGCCAAAAACCCAUCAGUAUCAUCAACUACUAUUCACCAACAUCAGCAGCUGAUGAAUGA